This is a messenger RNA of Seriola dumerili (greater amberjack), 1301 nucleotides long. RefSeq names its product DNA polymerase III PolC-type-like. Lineage: Eukaryota; Metazoa; Chordata; Actinopteri; Carangiformes; Carangidae. Bases 375 to 968 code for a protein of 197 amino acids. Gene Ontology annotation, biological process: DNA catabolic process. Gene Ontology annotation, molecular function: nucleic acid binding; 3'-5'-DNA exonuclease activity. The record is from RefSeq and is a predicted model, not a curated record. Gene Ontology annotation, cellular component: cytoplasm. The transcript is spliced from 3 exons.
AAGACAAAAGCCUCUGCUUGCCGUCAUCCACCGGGUCAAAAAUGAAACCACACGAACAGCGGGGAAGCUUCCACCUUCACACAACAUAUCUUUUGUUUUUGCACCUGCCACAUGUUUAGAGACGACCAGGUCGGCACAACCGAGCAGGGAGGUGAUUCAUUAGAAGAGGAAGAAAAAGAAAGAGCGAGACAAAGAAAAAAAACCAUCGAGUUUCUCUUCCACUAAAAUGAAAGUGGAGUUGAGUUUAGAAAUGCGAGGCAGUGAAUCACCUGUAGGUCCCUCCCAGAUGAGUCUGUACAUGAAGAUAACUCAGGUUAUUACAGCUGAUUCACAUGAAAUCUGACUGAGCUGACAACACAUCCAACUUUAACACGAUGUCUGACAACAAAACCAUCGUUUUCUUUGACCUGGAGACAACUGGAUUAAACACUGACGUGUGUGACAUCAUCCAGUUGUCAGCCAUCUGUGGAGAGAGGGUCUUUAACGUCUAUAUCCUCCCCCGCUGCGCCCUCACUGAGAGCGCCAAACAGGUGACGGGCUUCACCGUCAGGGAUGAUGGCCUGUUUCUCCGCGGGGUUCAUGUGCACACCACCCCUCUUGUUGAGGCUCUCACCUCCUUCAUCGCCUUCCUUCGCUCCUUCCGUCGCCCUGUGCUGCUGGCGGCCCACAAUGCAAGGGGGUUUGAUGCACCUGUACUCACCAGAGUGCUGAACCAGUGCUCCCUCCGGCAGGAGUUCCAGCAGGUGGUUUCUGGAUUUGUGGAUACCUUCCUGCUAAGUAAGAAUCUCUUUUGUGGUCUGUCCAGUUACUCCCAGGAGAACCUGGUCCGGCACUUCCUGGGAACGACCUACAACGCCCAUAAUGCUGUUGAGGACGCAAGGAUGCUGCAAGAGCUGUACAAAACAUGGGAGCCGAAUACACGGAGUGUCUCGAGAUGUACUUUCAGGGCAACCCAGGUGUUGCUGUAAAGCUACUGUAAAAAAAUAAGAAAAAAUGUGAUUUAAAAGAAAAUAUGCUGUUUGAAAAUGAAGCUAUUUGUUGCAGUUUUGUACUCAUGUUCUCUCAGAUGGUUGGACAGGUAUUUGUAACAUCUAGAAAAAAAAUAAAUUUCUGUGAUCAGAGACAAAUAAUGUUAUAGCCAAAAAUCACAGAUAUGUCAUGUUCAUACUGUAUCAUGAUUUAUAUAUUAUUUACUGUUGUUGCUUUGUUGUGUAAUGUUCUGUAACAUGUCUAAAACGCAAGUAUUGAUCUCUUUCCAGUUAAUAGUAGCACCGUGAAACCAUUAAACUUCUGUUUAAUCC